This is a messenger RNA of Scedosporium apiospermum, 1446 nucleotides long. RefSeq names its product V-ATPase subunit H. Gene Ontology annotation, biological process: proton transmembrane transport. Gene Ontology annotation, molecular function: proton-transporting ATPase activity, rotational mechanism. Bases 1 to 1446 code for a protein of 481 amino acids. Lineage: Eukaryota; Fungi; Ascomycota; Sordariomycetes; Microascales; Microascaceae. The record is from RefSeq and is a predicted model, not a curated record. Gene Ontology annotation, cellular component: vacuolar proton-transporting V-type ATPase, V1 domain; fungal-type vacuole membrane. The transcript has 3 exons.
AUGUCGCUCGAGGCCCCCACAUACCUGGCCUCGCUCCAGAAUAACAUCCGGCAACGGCCGAUUCCCUGGGAUGGCGCUGUAAGGUCCGGACUCGUUACCGACAGUCAGCUUGCCUUGAUUCGCGCUCUCGAUCGUGCCAAGAAGACCGAGUUGAAGAAAUCCAUCAUCGAAAAUGAUCUCGACGGCUAUACUGCGUUGUGGGUCGGCGAUAAGGCAGCCUCGCGGCUGAGCGUCCUCGAGUCGGCAGCGAAACAACCAGCCAUUAUACAGUAUCUCCUUGUGCUCCUUGGUGACCUUAUAGAGUGUGCUCCCACUUUAGCAAAGAGCCUCCUUCUCUCGGAUGACCCAUAUCGAAGCCUCCGACCACUUCUUCUACAUUCAAAGACCCUAGACGAUCCCAUUCCUCUUCUCGCAUCGAAAGUCAUAACCGGAAUCAUGGCAGCCGCUCGUGACGGGUCCGCUGCCACCAGACAAGCUCUUCCCGAGACCCUAAGCUACCUUUCCGAGCUUGUCGAGAGCAACGAUGCGCCGAAGCAAGAUAUCGCCAUCCAACAAUUCUCCGCUAUUCUCUACUCGCGUCAGACCCGCCGUCAGUUUUGGGACCAGCGGAACGAGACCGUUAGGCCCAUGAUAGAUAUUCUCCGGUCGGCUGCCGGCGUUGGGUCCCAGAGCUCGACCUCAAGCUUGUGGAGCGGCAGCGCCACCCUCCGCCCAGCGACAGAUGCCCAGCUGAGCGGCGGCGUUGGCUUACAACUCUUAUAUCACGUCCUGCUCGUGUUGUGGCAGCUGAGCUUUGACUCCUCUGAAAUUGGCGAUGCCCUAAACGAUGAAUAUGACAUCGUCAUCCUAUAUACUCAGCUUCUGCGGGUUUCUCCCAAGGAGAAGACCUCUCGACUCAUUAUUGCCACACUCUGGAAUCUGCUCGAAAAGAACCAAAGAUCCCUGCUUCCGACGGCCGUCCUCGCGAGGCUCCCCAGUCUACUUGAUAACUUAACUGGUCGCCACUUCACCGAUCGCGAUCUCCUGGAAGACCUCUCCUCGCUCAAGGAGCUCCUCGAAGACUAUACUAGGACUAAGACUACCUUCGACGAAUACGUAGCAGAGGUCAACUCCGGCCAUCUUCGCUGGUCGCCACCCCAUAGGAACGCAAUGUUUUGGGCGGAGAACGCCAGAAAGAUCCUCGAAUACGAGAACGGGUCACUUCCUAAGAAGCUCAAGGAUAUCAUGAACAGGUCGUGGGACCAGGACAAGGCUGUGCUUGCUAUUGCCUGCAACGAUAUAGGUUGGCUUGUACGGGAGGCGCCCGAAAAGAGGCAUCAGCUUGAGAGGCUAGGACUGAAGAAGCGCGUCAUGGAGCUUAUGGAUGAGACUGAUGAGAACGUUAGGUGGGAGAGCUUGAGGGCGCUUGGAGGGUGGUUGAAGUAUAGCUUUGAGAGCAGCAAGUAA